AUGAUAACUGAAACUACUGAACAAGUUAAGAAAAUCAGAGAUAGGAUGCUCACUGCUCAGAGCCGUCAGAAGAGUUACGCCAAUCAGAGGCAGAAGCCCUUAGAGUUUGAGGAAGGAAAUCAUGCUUUCCUUAAGGUUACUCCGACAACAGGAGUGGAUAGAGCGAUUAAGACGAAGAAGCUGAAUCCCCAGUACAUCAGUCCGUUCCAGAUUCUCGAGAGACUUUGGAAGUAUACUCCUGAUGCUAGCCAUGUGUUGGAACUUGAAUCGGUUCAGUUAAAGGAAGAUUUGGCUCUGUGGUGA
Arachis duranensis is the source of this 303-nucleotide messenger RNA. RefSeq lists its product as uncharacterized. The transcript is spliced from 2 exons. The record is from RefSeq and is a predicted model, not a curated record. Lineage: Eukaryota; Viridiplantae; Streptophyta; Magnoliopsida; Fabales; Fabaceae. The coding region runs from base 1 to 303 and encodes 100 amino acids.